Molecule: messenger RNA, 1330 nt
Organism: Diceros bicornis minor
Lineage: Eukaryota; Metazoa; Chordata; Mammalia; Perissodactyla; Rhinocerotidae
Gene: DCTN5
Product: dynactin subunit 5
Exons: 6
Coding region: 137-685 (182 amino acids)
Source: RefSeq, a predicted model, not a curated record
AGAGCCGAGCCGUGGAUGAGACCAGAGGCCGCCUGGACCGGAAGUGGAGGAGCAGCCGGAAGUAGCUGGGAUCCGUGACAGACAGACUGGCAGACAGACUGACAGGAGCGAGAGCUGCGGAAAGGAGUUGGUGGCCAUGGAGUUGGGCGAGCUGCUCUACAACAAGUCCGAGUACAUCGAGACGGCGUCUGGGAACAAGGUUAGUCGCCAGUCAGUGCUGUGUGGAAGUCAGAACAUCGUUCUCAAUGGCAAGACCAUUGUGAUGAAUGACUGUAUUAUCCGAGGAGAUCUGGCAAAUGUAAGAGUUGGACGUCAUUGUGUUGUGAAAAGUCGGAGUGUCAUAAGGCCACCAUUCAAGAAAUUCAGCAAAGGUGUCGCAUUCUUUCCUUUACAUAUUGGGGACCAUGUCUUUAUCGAGGAAGAUUGUGUGGUCAACGCCGCUCAGAUUGGCUCUUACGUUCACGUUGGCAAGAACUGUGUGAUUGGGCGCCGGUGUGUGUUGAAGGACUGCUGCAAAAUUCUCGACAACACAGUAUUACCCCCAGAAACUGUGGUCCCACCGUUCACCGUCUUCUCAGGCUGCCCAGGACUCUUCUCAGGGGAGCUCCCAGAAUGUACCCAGGAGCUGAUGAUUGACGUCACCAAGAGCUACUACCAGAAGUUUUUGCCCUUGACCCAGGUCUAAUGUCGCUGCUUCGUGUCUUGAAUUCGCUUGAGCUCUGAGAUGAACUUGGGGACAAAGUGAACCUGUCAGCAUCUACACAGAGCUCUUGUGUCUUUGACACCUCCCACCCUUCCUUUUUUGUUGUUGUUGGGUUUUUUUGUUUAAUUCUUUAGAAUUUCUCAAUCCUUCCAGGCUCUAAGCUGUUAAGACUUUAAUAACAGGACGUCUGGAGGAGUCGUCUCCAAAUGCUGUGCUUAAACCUUAUCUAUUAACAGUCACUUCAUACCAUUAUCUGUGGAACACAGAAUCGUCUGUUCCCAACACUCCCACCCCUGGGUCCUGUGGAUGGCUGGAUCCUGCCUGAAGCAGGCCUGCAGAGCAGAGCACUCUGUCCCAGCGUGGAGUUUACGAAGCUGGUGUGCUGCUCAUGGCUGUAAGCUCCCCACCGUGAACACUACUCACAUGGAUCACUCUCAGCUUUCCUCCUGCUAACACGCUUGGCCAGUUGCUCAUAAUCUUGGAGAAAAAGUGUUCAUGACUUUUCAGAGCCCAGAUUCCUGUUGGCUACUAAAACUUGAAGGGAGGCGUGGUUAGUAUUUCUCUUCUUCCCAAAAUGACCUCAACUGUCAUUUUAACCCAGGGUGACUAAUAAAAGACUUUCUAGCA